Molecule: messenger RNA, 4792 nt
Organism: Diachasmimorpha longicaudata
Lineage: Eukaryota; Metazoa; Arthropoda; Insecta; Hymenoptera; Braconidae
Gene: Eip74EF
Product: ecdysone-induced protein 74EF
Exons: 8
Coding region: 1081-2790 (569 amino acids)
Biological process (GO): regulation of transcription by RNA polymerase II; cell differentiation
Cellular component (GO): nucleus
Molecular function (GO): DNA-binding transcription factor activity, RNA polymerase II-specific; sequence-specific DNA binding
Source: RefSeq, a predicted model, not a curated record
GGUGGAUGAUGGACGAAAGUCCAGGGUAAUGAUUGAAUAAGGGUGUGGGGUAGUGCAAGCAAGUUGGGAUAGCUUUUAGGGGUAGAACAGGUGAAGAAAGUAUUUCUUUUGUGAUCCUAUUAUAUUUACUUUGACACGUACGAAAGUCUUGGCAUUAUCAGGGUGCAAACGUUCUAUAUUCGUUCAGCGUUUCUGUACUACGAAUAAGCAACUUUUUGUCUUCAUUUCUAAAUGAGAAACAAACCUCCUAGUGAUGUGAGGGAAUAUUUCUUCUAUAGUUUUUGUCGAUCAUGAAAAUAUUCAAAUACAUUUUUCAUCCGUCAUCAGUUAAAUAUUUAUCAACAUCAUGAAAGAAAAUUCAAUUACAAUUAUCUCAUUCGUUUUGUCACGAGUGAUCGAUCAAUUCUCACCUGAAAAUGUGAAUAAUCUAUAUUUAGAAUUCAUCAUCAAUUGCCUCAUUAGCGGGGUAAUGAAGAGUGGUGUUAAUCGAUGACAGUAAUCGAGAGGCGUAUGGGGGAAUAUCGAUGGAUAACUCCGAUUUCACUCACAACUAUGACAGUAAUCCAUAGAGUAGAGAAUUCCCAGCUAUUCCAGGAAAGAUGAGAGAGAAAAGCCGGAGAAAGAAACAAAAAUAAAAGUGACUGGGGUGUGAUGUAACCAGAGACAACUCUUAAGGGUCGCACGGAAGUGUGUGUUAGGGGCAAGGACCGGCCUUGACUAUACGUACGGCUCUGCCAACACGUUCGAUACCAAGUGGAGGUCCACGUGCCCUCGCUCAGAGCUUAUGCCUCCCUCUUUAUUUUUCCUCAUUCUCCUCUUCUCCCCCGUUUUGUGCGCGAGCAGCCGUUCAGUCGGCUCUCUGUCCCUCACCGGCUCUUUCAUGAACACAAUGUGUCAUUUAUGCGGAAACUCAGUAGUGAAUUUUCAAAAUAUUCCGGCCGGAUAGAGCAGGAAGAAUAGAUUUGGGCACAGAGAGGACAACCGUCACAAGGUGGGAGGCGGUGGACACUGGACGGUGAUUUUGGAUGUUAGCAGGCGCGGAGGUGGCUAAACAAGCCCCACCGCAAGGUACAGGUCCCAAUGCCGGUCCCUGUAUCACAAACCCUGACGCUCACCUCCAGUCUUGUACCCAAGGAGGAGUCAAACAUGCCCUUCAUAGAUGAUGAACUCCUCUGGUGUCCCGAUAAUGAUGGAAAAAUGGUGGAUCUGACGCAGUGCCUCCAGGAAAGUAGUACUGGUCAAUCCGUUGAAUUCUCUACGAUGGAGUUGAAUGCCCUCGUCGGUGCACCAGCUGCCCCAACCCAUGUGCCUUCAGAAGAAACUGAGGGUAUGUCAGGGGUUAACGAAGAGCCCUUCGAUCCACUCGACACUUUUCUGAGGGAAUUGCAAGCGGAUCUUGCUGAGGCAAGUCAACCAACAUCAACAACAACGUCAACUGUCAAUUCUUACAGGCGGCAGAGGUACAAUAUUGCCGCAGCAAAUCCACUUUUAGCAGAAAAGCUAGCUGCACCAUCGACGCAGGUAUCUCCCUCCUCUUCGAUGCCUUAUACCGCGAGAGCAGACAUUAAAACAGAGAACCUCAUGCCUGAAACCAGCAAAGUGGAUACUCGGGAGGUCCAACCACAUGAUACGAAUGGAGAUAAGGAAUCAUUGGGAUUGGCAACAGUGAAAGCUGAACCGGGCAGCACAAGUGGAGCUAGAUUACUUCAUGGAAUAUUGUCCCAACAUCCUCAACAGCAUCUUGGGGUGCAGAGUGGGUAUGGGAGACAUCUGUCGAGUCAUGGACAGCUUGGACAGCCACCUUACAGCUCAAAUGGAAUAGCCAAUAGUACGCCAGGGAGUGGAUCACUGCCAGCGAGUCCUGCGGACAGCGGUGUGAGUGACGUAGAAUCGAGUACGUCAUCAGGUGGUAAUGAAGACGCUAAUCUUUUGCUCAAAGCGAGACUCAAUCCAAACUCAUCCCUCCAACCGAAUCUCGCCUCUCACCACUCUCAUUUGCCUUCAGCCAUUGGCAGAUCGGCAUGUCACAGUCCAGGGGUUUAUCCGUCCUCCACAGGAUUCUUGCCACCCUCUUAUCAUCCACACCAACACCACAGUUCUCAGUACCAUCCACACAGAGGUGGCUCACCUCAUCAUCCUCACAGUAGCCACAAUAUGCCGUCAACAAUGGGACCACCACAUCACCAUCAUCAUCAUCAAACCCAAAGUCUUCAGCAUCUGCAUUAUCGUCAGCCACCAACGCUAUCAGAGAGCUACAACAGCUACGUGAAUUCGAUGUACGGUGGCGGUCAAUUUGCAGCGCCCUGUACUCCCUCGCCGCCGCGUGGUCCUGGUGGUGUGCCCACAAGUGUAAUCCAAGCGGCAACAAGCUCAGUAUCCGAUGAUCUCUACCUCCUGGAGCUCGGUUUUCCCCCGCGGGCAAAAAAAAGUAAACUGAAGAAGGCACGCCAGGCUGAUGGUGCUGCUGUAAAGCGAAAAUCACGCGAAGGCUCAACAACUUAUCUCUGGGAAUUUCUCCUAAAACUUCUUCAGGAUCGUGAAUACUGUCCCCGUUACAUAAAAUGGACAAAUCGUGAAAGGGGUGUUUUUAAACUUGUCGACAGUAAAGCAGUAUCACGACUGUGGGGUCUUCACAAAAAUAAACCAGACAUGAAUUACGAGACAAUGGGACGUGCAUUGAGAUACUACUAUCAACGUGGUAUACUAGCAAAAGUCGAUGGACAGAGACUUGUCUAUCAAUUUGUCGAUGUACCCAAGGACAUUAUCGAGAUUGAUUGCACUGGUGCGUGAGAUAAGGCCUAUCCCCUGUGGAUAAUUGCUAAUUGUCGUAAUGACAGUCUCAAAAUUCCACUGUGGCACGUACCCCAAACUUAAACCCUCUGACUCUCAUAUGAAAAAGAAAAAAACGACAAAAAAACAUUAUCUCUUCAUAAUUUUCUAAUCCUCUGUUAUUUCAUAAUUUAUAUAAAAUUGUUAUCUCGUAAUUUGAGGAGAUGAUGAGCAAAAUUGUACAUUCGAUAAAUUAUUUAUUGUAUAUUGGAUUUAAUAAUUGUUGAUGGAUCGAGAUGAGAAAGGGUUGAUGUAAAGUAUAUGAAACGAAUUGUGGGCUGUGACAAGGUUUAGUGAGAGGGAAAAGGAGGGAGGGGGGAGGGUAAAAAGUCACGGGGGGGGGGUGUAUUUUGAUAGUACACAUCGGUGACAUUAAUCUCGAUAAUGGAUGAUUGGUGCUGGCUGACAUGAGGUCCAAAAAGUGUUUUACUUAGCAAAAAGAAAAAAAUGAAAAAUGUGGAAAAAAAAUGAUAUAAUGUUAAUGGUUCAUAGAAUUAUCGAGACCACAUGUCUCUGUAUAUAUUAUAUAAAGAUGAUAAACAUUUAGUAUCUAUUGAAUAUUAUAUUAUUAUAUAAAUAUAAAUAUAUAUUGUAUGUUAUAUAGUAAAUGGCGAGUGUUGAUGUGUUUCUGUGAGAUAUUAAAUAUAAAAAAAAAAUAUUUCACGUCGGUCGAUCACAGUUUCUCAACGUCAACAAUUAGAUAGUUUUUAUCGAAUCUAAUAAAAAAAAGUACAACAAUUUUUACCAAUUAAUAUUCUUGUAAUGAGAGUGAAUCAAUGCUCAGUUUAUCGAUACGCACAUUAUAAACAAAAUAAUGACCAUUGAAGCUUCCAUUUAUCGAGACGUUUUUUAACCAACCAGUCACUGUGAUCAGCCUGGUGUGUAUAUAGUCUAUCAGUAAGUUUUAAAUUCAGUAAAUUAUGAGUUUAUUCAUUACCCCUUGGGGUAUGAACGUGAGCUUUCAGACGUGUCCCUUAGAUUUAAUAAUUUUUUUUUUGUACAUAGAUAAGUGAUUUAAGGUACAUUUACGAGGAAAUUUUUGGAAAAAAAAAUUCGUUUCUCUUUCGUAUGAUUAAUUGAAUUGUUGAAUGGUUUUUUCUUUAGGAUAAGGCAAAACUGCUCUCUGAAGAAUAUGUGAGGACACUUCAUUCAGGAAUUCAGAAUUUAAGUGAUAAAACUAGAUGAUUUUUUUUAAUGAAUAUGGGAUUUUUUUAACGUGAAAAAUAACGUCUCAUUUUAUUCUGAGGAUUUAGUUCAUCAGUCACAAUCGUGACAUCCUAUUGUGCUGCCAAUUACUCCUGUGACGACCCACAAAUGCAUUUAAUGAUUAAUAUUUUGAAGAAAAAAAAAAUCAGUGAGAAUAAUCAGGUUUAUACAUCCAAUCAGCUGGGACGCCAGGACAUACUGAUGAUACAAAACGAAUUGCCUUUUACGUAAUGACAAAGAGUUGCCUUUUAACUAAAUGAAGAUAUAGGGGGACGAGUGGGUGAGAGGGAGAGGGGGGUGAAAAAUGUUUUAAUGAAUUUUUAAAAAGGAACUAGAAAGGUUUGUCAGUACUUAAAUAUCCCAGUUGCUCCGACAAUUUGUUUUUGUUUUUUUAUUCCAAUUGAGGGGGGAUGGGGGAGGGGGAUUGUGGCUGGAUUUUUGGGAUUGACUACCUAGGAGGGGAUCAAGUACAAUGAUGAAGUACCUAUUACCAAUUAGGUAAGAGAAGAAGAUGGGGAAGGGGAGUGACAACUGCAGAACCUAUUUUUAGGAGGGAUACAGUAAAUUUAUGAUAUGCAUAACAUUGAUUACGAGAUAUUUUAACGAAUAAGACUUUAUGAUAGGGAUCAUUGUAAUGACUAUUGUAAUAUGUGGAGAAAAAGGAAAAUUAUGAUGGAUUGACGUAAGGAACUCUAAUGUAACGUUCUGUGAUUCGUUGUUUGUAGGUGAAAUUUAAUAAAAAUCAUGAUGUAUCAUA